Molecule: messenger RNA, 131 nt
Organism: Didymodactylos carnosus
Lineage: Eukaryota; Metazoa; Rotifera; Eurotatoria; Philodinida; Philodinidae
Source: the annotation of a GenBank genome assembly
GUAUUCUAGAGCGUCUGACAGCCAUUUAUGAUGAACAACCUCGUUAUUAUGAAUUGGAUAUUUAUUUAAUUGAUCCUGGACGGUAUCAUGGUCAAGGUGUUCAUUCGUCAGAACAAAGUGACAAUUUUUAG